GUCUUGCGCUAGAAAUCCGCGGCAGCCGCAGUGGGUAUCUGCGACAAGGCGGGGAAGCAGUCUUGCGCUAGAAAUCCGCGGCAGCCGCAGUAGGUAUCCCGUGGCCGCGAUGUCGAAGGACUACUACAAGACGCUUGGCCUGGCGCGGGAUGCGAGCGACGAGGACGUGAAGAGGCGUACAGGAGAGUGGCGCUCAGUUCCACCGGACAAGAACAAGGCGCCCGGGGCCGAGGAGCGCUUCAAGGAGGUGGCCGAGGCCUACGAGGUGACUGAGCGACGCGAGCGCCGCCGCGUCUACGACUCGUACGGCGAGAAG
This is a messenger RNA of Lethenteron reissneri (Far Eastern brook lamprey), 316 nucleotides long. Its product is annotated as dnaJ homolog subfamily B member 1-like. Gene Ontology annotation, cellular component: endoplasmic reticulum membrane. Gene Ontology annotation, molecular function: Hsp70 protein binding. The record is from RefSeq and is a predicted model, not a curated record. NCBI's taxonomy places the organism in Eukaryota, Metazoa, Chordata, Hyperoartia, Petromyzontiformes, Petromyzontidae. Gene Ontology annotation, biological process: cellular response to misfolded protein.